AUGAAGAAUGGAGAGAAGAGUCAGGAUUGGACACAAUUGCAUGGAAAUUGUGGACGCACGGUGGAUGCAGGGAAGAAGGAGAAUGAGGGAAAUACUAAAAGAAUGGAUGGAUUACAAGGAGAUUCUGAGGUCAUCACUUUUUUGUACUGCCGUGAAUGCGGAGCACAGUUCGUGGAAUGGUACGAAUUGGUGAACCACCAAGAAAAUGCCCAUAAUGUCUUUAGAUGCAAAACUUGCUAUAAAGAAGAGACUUCCGUGGAGGACUUCGAGUAUCAUCUUCAACAGCACGGAGGAUUUAAGUUGUUCAUGUGCAUGAAUUGCCAGGACACUUUUUCCUCCCUGUACAAUCUCAAUAAUCACCUCGCAAGUCACUUGGCUGAGAACGCGGAGAGCGUAUCAUCGUUGAGCGAUAAAGAUUGCUACGAGACACCGAUUGAAUUGAGAGGAGAAAAGGCAAAGAUAAUAGAGCCUGAGAGUGCUGACGAAGAAGUUGUGGAGAUUAUUGAGUCACCAAAACCAGCUGACGAAGAGGAUUCCAACGAUUCGGAGGACACUGAUGAUAAUGUGAACGUUGCGCAAGUUCUUAAGCGUUCUUGUUCUGUCCUUCUCGAGCAGGUGAACACGGAAAAGAUAUUUAAAUGCAGUGAGUGUCCAUACACCUGUAAAUACCGCAGUGGUCUCAUGCAACACAUGACAAUACACAGCGAUGAGAGACCCUUUGAAUGUGAUAUUUGUGGAAUGACUUUCGGCGCAAAGGCAAGAAUUCGCAGCCACAUGAGGACACACACGACGAACUGCUUAUUCUGCUAUAAAUGCGGAAAAAUCUUAUCUAUGAGGGAUGGAUUCAGAAAAUAUUGUAAGAUACACGAUCCAGUGAAGAAUAUUGUGUGUGACUGGGAAUCCUGCAAUUACAGCACACAUUUGCGUGAAAGAUUACAGAGUCAUCGCCGAAUUCACACUGAUGAAAAAUCAUUCGCGUGCGAGUUUUGUGGCGUCAAAUUUAGGAGGAAUCAGCAUAUGAAGAAUCACAUUGCUUCUUUGCAUAAACCCCACAGUAUUCCUCGCAAGCAUUGUGGGAAAAAAUUUUCUACCAAGGAGAUUGUAAACAAUCACAUCCUACGAAAUCAUCCUGAAAAGACGAUUUCAUGUCCAGUAUGCAAUAAGAAGUAUGGACUUGCCGAAGCCAGGAAACGUCAUAUGAUACGCUUUCAUCACUUGUGA
Messenger RNA from Phlebotomus argentipes, 1221 nucleotides. RefSeq names its product oocyte zinc finger protein XlCOF6-like. The transcript has 2 exons. Gene Ontology annotation, biological process: regulation of transcription by RNA polymerase II. The record is from RefSeq and is a predicted model, not a curated record. Lineage: Eukaryota; Metazoa; Arthropoda; Insecta; Diptera; Psychodidae. Gene Ontology annotation, molecular function: RNA polymerase II transcription regulatory region sequence-specific DNA binding; DNA-binding transcription factor activity, RNA polymerase II-specific. Bases 1 to 1221 code for a protein of 406 amino acids. Gene Ontology annotation, cellular component: nucleus.